Diabrotica virgifera virgifera (western corn rootworm) is the source of this 3166-nucleotide messenger RNA. Its product is annotated as peptidoglycan-recognition protein LE-like. The record is from RefSeq and is a predicted model, not a curated record. NCBI's taxonomy places the organism in Eukaryota, Metazoa, Arthropoda, Insecta, Coleoptera, Chrysomelidae. Gene Ontology annotation, molecular function: N-acetylmuramoyl-L-alanine amidase activity; zinc ion binding. The transcript is spliced from 4 exons. Bases 22 to 1149 code for a protein of 375 amino acids. Gene Ontology annotation, biological process: peptidoglycan catabolic process.
GGUCGCGAUUCGCGAUCAAUCAUGGGCAAACACAUCGCAGAUUCGCAGAUUGCGUCAAAUUAUGAAUAUGAAUACACCGCGAACAUGGAGACAACGACAACAAUAAACAAUAGAACGUCGAGCGAUUCUAUGAAAACAAAAGAUAUGAUAGAGAAUAGUGAAAUCGGGCGGUAUGAAACUAAAAAUAGUGAAAUCGGACGGUACGAAAAUACUGAAAAGUGUCAACAAUGGUUGGAAAAGUGUUCAAUUAGUGAUGAUUGUUCCGUUUAUUCUGAUUCAGAUGGCUCAAUUCUCACAGACACUACCUCAAACAGUGCCAUGGAUUCAGGUUUUACUUUUCAGGAUAGCGGGGUAGUUGUAGCCAAUAGGAUAUUUAGUGAUAAUAAUGAUCUUGGAACCGCGAUCGUGAUAAAAGAUAGCACACCCAAAUACGACAAUACUUCUAUUAACGUUUACAAAUCGAAGAAAGUGCAUGUAGGUGAUGUCACAUACAUAAAAGGGCCAGUGAUUAUUAGUAAUAGCAAUUCAGCGUAUAACGACAAGUUACUCUCUAUUCCAUACUCCGAGCCUUACGUGGACACUUUCAUAGUAGAUAGAAUCAAUUGGUUGGCCCAGCCCCCCUUAGGAGAACGAGAGAAGCUAGAAGAGCCUGUUAAAUACGUUAUAAUAGGUCACACUGCCACAGAGGAAGGUUUUACUCAAGCCGAUAACACUCUUCUAGUUAGACUGAUCCAAACUUUCCAUAUAGAAAGUCGUAAGUGGAAAGAUAUAGCUUACAAUUUUGUCAUUGGCUCUGAUGGUCUGGCUUACGAAGGAAGAGGAUGGGGGGUAAUAGGAUCACACACAAGAAAUUAUAAUAGCAAAUCAAUUGGAAUUUCAUUCAUCGGAUGCUUUAUAGACCACCUACCCCCAGAGUCAGCUCUGAAAAAAGCUCAAGAUCUUAUCGAAACCGGCAUUAAAAGAGGAUCCAUAGACCCUGACUACAAACUACUAGGCCAUUGCCAAUGUUCAGCUGUGGAAAGUCCCGGAAGGCGGUUGUUUGAAGAAAUACAAACUUGGAAAAACUGGGAUGAGUCAGUUGUGGCCCCACCAUCAAACUUUACCUUGGUAAUUGACGAACCCCCAGAUGAUCCUGACCCAAGCCAGUAACUGUGUUCCUCAUAUCGAUUCAAACAAUUGUGUUCAUUUAGGGGGUAGGCGCAAAAUCUUAGCCCAAUGCUAUUUUGCAUGCAUUCAUUUUUUUCGAAUCCUGAGAAAACUAACAAGUAUUUUUGAAAAAUUUAAACGCAGAAUGAAAGAUCACAUUAUUACUGAGGGCCGUAAGUUCCUUAGAAUAAACAAAAAGUUGCUUUUGAAUGAAAUAUUUGAAAGUAAACAUCAUACUAAAUUUUCUCUUUUUUUUCGCCCCUGUAACUUAUUAAAAUAAACAUUAUAGAAGUUUUCAGGGACUUUAGCCCUCGGUAACAAUGUAUUCUUUCAUUCUGCGUUUAAAUUUUUCAAAAAUCCUUAUUAGUUUUCUCAGGAUUCGAAAAAAAAAUGAAUGCAUUCAAAUAGCAUUAGACAAAGAUUUUGCGCCUAUCUCCUAAGUUUUUACUGCGAAGAUAUUGUUUCCAACGCUUUACAUAUUAGUGUAAUUCAUUUCCAUUUGAUUCAUUUAGUUGAUUUUUGGAUCAAUCCACUCCUACAUUGGGAAUUCACUUGCCACCUAGAUAUUUCUUGGAGCAUAUAGGUCGUUCCAAUUUAUUCCAUUCCAACCAAGUUUUAAGGGUUGAUGGUGUGGAGCAAAUCCUGACCAAUGCAAUUGUCUGACAUACAAAUCAUUUAGAUAUUUCAAAAAGGUAAUUGCUGAAACAGCUGUAAGAGAAAAGGCUUCUGUAAAGAACACUAACUCGUACUUACUUGUGGAGAGAUUCCUACCCAAACUAUAACCAACCAAUCGCCAAAUGGAAGCCUUUGAGUAAUACAAACUGGCUGAUAUUCUUUUUCAUAUCUGUUGACGUCCAUCUGACCAAUUAAAGAAAAAACACGACCCUUUUAAAAACAUUAUAGUGAUCAAAUCCUUAGUACCUAUUCCAGGAUAGUGAACUUUCUGAAUAUGUAGAAAAAUAAGAAAACUGCUUAUUUGGGGCACAUAUUACGAGGAGAACGAUAAACUCUAGCAACUGGUACUAGAAGGAAAGAGAGAGGGUAGGAGGUUUAGGACGCAAAAAGAUGUCAUGGAUGCGCAAUAUUCUUUAUAAAGUUUAUAUCUAUCACAUAUACUUUCUUCCAAAAGUCGAUCAUAAACUUUUACUUUUCAUAUUUUCUUAUAGAAGUACCUACCUACUUUUUGAACUUCGGUUACCUACAUAAAGCAAAUGAACUUGAUAUUACUUAACUGUUCCCCACGCUUCUAUACGAUAUACAAUACCUACUCCUAAUUCAGCAGCUCCCUGAUGAUUAGUUCUGAAUAUUAACCAAUAAAUAUUUUCAUACCUAAAGGAUAUAAUUGACCAAUUUUCUUGUGACACCUUGUAUAAUUGUACAAUUAACAUUCAUCAUUCUAAAAAUUCAUCGUAGGAAAUAAUAUUGGUAAUGUAGUAAUACAAACAAUGUAAUAAAUCAAGAUAAAUAGAAUAUCAUAGUCUUGAAUUUUUAAUUUUUAAAAUUCGAACUAAUUUUUUGAAAUUUAAUUUUUUUUGUGACUACCAAGUAGUUGUUAAUAAUUAUAUGUAUGACUUACGCGGGGGCCGUAGCUUAGCGGCUAAGAUACUGACAUGUCAAGCCGAAACGCACGAGUUUGAUCCACGGCACCGACAACAAAAUUUUUAUUUUUCAUAAAGUAUUCAAGCCGUCACCGUGCUUCGGAAGGCACGUAAGCCGUCGGUCCCGGCUAUGUAAGUGGUCUUCGUGUCAUGUUAGAGGCGCAACUGAAAACCCAACACCAGACCUUAGCUAGAAGGUCACUCGAACUUUAAUUUUUACUCUUAUCCGUUGAUUGAAUUCACCAUGAUGAUUCGGUUAUUCAAUCAACGCUCUAACCUAUAGUACUCUAACGCCAUAUUUUGUAAUUGGUCGCUCAUAUUAAUUUUAUAGUUUACAAUAAGGUUUAAUCUAGUUGAAUGCGUUUAUUCUGAUAUGAUGUUUUAGAAUAUUUUUUUAAUUGUAAUAAACUAUUUUAUGAAAA